UGAAACUGAUCCAAAUUUCAGCAAAAUCGCAAUCAAUAUGGACAAAAUAAGUCUCACGGAUUUGAGGCGCCAGUUCUUCGGUCCAACCCUGGAUGAAAGUCUCCUGUAUGGCGUCGAUUGUUUGAUGGAUCUCUUUGGGGUCAAUCGCGACGGGUACCUAGAACGUCAAUCGCGGCAGGAAGUUUUAGAUCGAAUGAGUCUGAAGCGAUCGGUCAGUGAUUUGAAUAUGUUUGAAUCGUGCCGUGACGUAAGUUUGCACGGUGAAGAAAGUUCUCCCGUUAGGUCUUUGGUCGGUGUCGAGGACCAGAAGAAUUUGGAUGUUUUGAAAAGGGAGUCCACUGCUAGUUCAACGAAAAGUAACAAUACACCUCAGGACAAUGUAUCCAGUACAUCGACGGAAGAGAAGAUUUCGAAGGAAUCUUCCAAACAAGAUAGGAUAUCUGGUAAGAAGCGAUCAAUAAAUUCGUCGCUGUCCUCCAAAGAGCCAUCGAAAUCAUCCCGCAGCAACAAACUUUUCUCAUCAUCCGAGCAAAGCAGGAAAACAAAGUCCUCGUCUACCGGAAGUAGCAAAAUUCUAGAGAAGUUGAAAAAAGAACUCGCCAACAGCUAUAUAUUUGAGACGAAAACCAAUCCCUCAUCGCCACCACGUGGACGCCACUCCCCCAGAGCGUCACGUCCCACCACCCUGCGAUCCUUGUCCACUCCGCCUCCGAAAGCACCCUCCCGGCGACCCAAGCUGAUUCGUACCAGAUGGGCCAUCGUCAAAGUGAACGAGUUCGAUGAUAGUGCAAAAACGUACGAAAUACUCCAGACGGAUCAACACUCGGCAGACGACGUUGACCAGCUCAAGAAUCAAUUGGUCGGAGCCGGGGCAGACCUGCCCCCGGAAAUGAUCACGGAGAUUGUUUUUGCCAACCUUCCAGACGGCUCCACACUCAGCUAUCGGUUGGGCAGUGAGAAACUACGCUGAUGUUCUGU
Messenger RNA from Ochlerotatus camptorhynchus, 978 nucleotides. RefSeq lists its product as uncharacterized. Lineage: Eukaryota; Metazoa; Arthropoda; Insecta; Diptera; Culicidae. The transcript is spliced from 4 exons. The coding region runs from base 38 to 970 and encodes 310 amino acids. The record is from RefSeq and is a predicted model, not a curated record.